AUGCGGGAAACCGUCUACGAGAUCAUGUUUGAGGCUAGCAACGAGCGGGACAGCCUGGCGCACCUCAUCCUGCGCUCCAUCCUCGACUGCACCCUGGACGUGAGGCGUGCUCUGGUCGAGAGUGUGUUCCUCGUGGGCGGCGGCUCCAUGGUCCAGGGCCUGCUGGCCCGACUUCGCCAGGAGCUGCAGCACCUGCUCGCCAAGGAUCCCUUCUACGCCGAGCGCUUCCACGGCAAGCUGCAGUUCAAGUUCUUCAAUGCCAUUGGCAAGCAGAACUUCACCGCCUGGCUGGGUGGCGCCCUGUGCGGGGCCACGGAUCUCAUCCAGACAAGGUCGCUGGUCAAGGAGACGUAUCUGAAGAGCGAGCACGUCCCCGACUGGAGCAACCUGUGCGACAAUCGGCCCACAGCACUGUGGUUGCGCCCAUAG
This is a messenger RNA of Drosophila elegans, 429 nucleotides long. Its product is annotated as actin-related protein 10-like. The record is from RefSeq and is a predicted model, not a curated record. Gene Ontology annotation, biological process: retrograde axonal transport of mitochondrion. The coding region runs from base 1 to 429 and encodes 142 amino acids. The transcript has a single exon. NCBI's taxonomy places the organism in Eukaryota, Metazoa, Arthropoda, Insecta, Diptera, Drosophilidae.